CCAUACUUAGAGGCAGUUAAGUGCUCAGAGAAGUUCGUUCUCACAGAAAGGUCUGCAACAACCUCGAAGCUAGUUCAAACUAGUGGGAGGUUGACUGCACAGAAAAGCCAGUCACCAUCCUAAUCAAACCUUCCAUAUACCAUAUAUUCAGUAAUUAGCUCGAUUAUUGUAAACGACAAGUAGCUAAUUAGCUGGCAAGUACGGUUUUUGUUGAAUCUAUCGAUCGAUAUGGCUCGUGGAAAGGUUCAGAUGAAGAAGAUCGAGAACCCGGUGCACCGACAGGUUACCUUCUGCAAGCGCCGAGCAGGGCUCCUGAAGAAGGCUAAGGAGCUCUCUGUGCUAUGUGAUGCAGAUAUUGGAGUUCUGAUUUACUCCUCCCAUGGAAAGGUCUUUGAACUAGCCACCAAAGGAACCAUGCAAGAGCUUAUUGAAAGGUACAUGAAAGUGAAGCCUGCUCGAGCACAGGCUGAAACAGUCAUGGAAACCCAGACUCUGGAUGCAAAGAGGGAGGUUAACUUGCUGAAACAGGAGAUUGGAAUUCUACAAAAAGGUCUCAGGUAUAUGUUUGGAGGAGGUGCUGGGACAAUGUCUUUGAAUGAACUGCAAGUGCUUGAGAAACAUCUUGAACUUUGGAUUUACCAUGUUCGUUCAGCAAAGAUGGACAUUUUGCUACAAGAGAUUCAAUUGUUGAGGAAUUCAGAAGGAAUACUGACAGCUGCAAAUAAGUAUCUUCAAGACAAGAUUGAAGAGGACAGAGGAAUCACUAACCUUAUGCCAAUGGCCUCUGAUAGUCCAUAUCCACUAACCAUUCCAAACGACGACAUAAUUUCAAUCUUAGGAAGCAACUUUGGUUUGAUGAAUUAUAAAUGAAUAGUAUGUAUUGAUCUUAUUGGGAGGUGAAAGCUCAGAAAAUAAAUAUAUUAAUUAUGAGCAUUUGUAUUAAUAAUCUAGUACCUAGAUUGUAAAUCAAUACAGUUGUGUAUUGUACAAUUGGUGCUACUGAGGUACACUGGCAUUGUAAUUUGAUGAUACCAUGUUGUUAGUACAAUAAAAUCUCUAUAAAUUAAUA
Argentina anserina (silverweed cinquefoil) is the source of this 1069-nucleotide messenger RNA. Its product is annotated as agamous-like MADS-box protein AGL12. Gene Ontology annotation, biological process: positive regulation of transcription by RNA polymerase II. NCBI's taxonomy places the organism in Eukaryota, Viridiplantae, Streptophyta, Magnoliopsida, Rosales, Rosaceae. Gene Ontology annotation, molecular function: protein dimerization activity; RNA polymerase II cis-regulatory region sequence-specific DNA binding; DNA-binding transcription factor activity, RNA polymerase II-specific. The transcript has 7 exons. The record is from RefSeq and is a predicted model, not a curated record. Gene Ontology annotation, cellular component: nucleus. The coding region runs from base 229 to 870 and encodes 213 amino acids.